Molecule: messenger RNA, 4098 nt
Organism: Oldenlandia corymbosa var. corymbosa
Lineage: Eukaryota; Viridiplantae; Streptophyta; Magnoliopsida; Gentianales; Rubiaceae
Source: the annotation of a GenBank genome assembly
AUGGCGUCAGAAAUGCGCGGCCGCGGUGGUGGUGGUGGUGGCGGUGUUGGUUUUGAUCCCAGCAAUCUGCAUUUGAAGAAGGAGUUAACUCAAAUCAAGAAGGCGGCCAGAGUGUUGAGAGAUCCAGGGACUACAUCAUCAUGGAGGUCCCCACUCAACUCAGCAAGAUCCGCGGCAGCUAAGCAUUAUUAUCAUCAUCACCAGGAUGAUUUCAGCAAGCAACCAAUCGGCCGCAGGGAGUACAAUCAUGGUGAGAAUCAUUCUCAACUCCCAUUUGGAUUGGUUGAUAAUAAUGUAAGUAGUAGUAGUAAGGUUAAUGACUUUGAUACUAAUGGCAAUGCUAAAGAGAAAGGGAAGAAAGUGUACUUGUAUAAUUGGAAAAUGCAAAGGUCAGAAAGUGAAUUGAGUAGGCAAUGUGGUGAUGAUGAACUUGAAAAUGGUGAAAAUGAUGAUGUAGAACAGUCUUCUUCAAGUAGAGAAGUAGAGGAGAGUGUGGGGGAUAGUUUGAGUGACACUAGGAAUGGUGGUAUUGAUUCCAAGAGUGAUACAUUUUUAAGCGAGAAGUAUGCUUCCAUGAUUUUCAAGUGUAAAGAUGCUAACUUUAAGCCAUCUAUCAGGCGGAAUAUUAAGAAGAAGCCCAAGAAAAAUAGUCACUCUAAUUCGGUUCUUAGGAAAAGUAGUGAAAAUGUGAAAGAACAAGUAAUGUUGGCAAGGGGUGGAAAGAGGGCUUUGGAUGGUCUUGGCAGGAAUGGCAUGUCGAAUUUGGUCUAUCAGUCUGAUGAUACAACAGAUUACUGUAAUUCAGAGGAUUUAAGGAGGGGUUCUGCUGUUUCGCCUCUGCUGACGAAGCUGAAGAAUAAGAAUUGGACUAGUUCAUCUGUUCAGCUUUUAAGAAACAGCCGAAAAGAGGAUUCAUACUACACCCAGAGUACCCCAGCUAUGUCUACUAGCUCUUAUAAUAGGUAUGUUGCUAGAUAUCCAAGUACAGUUGGGUCUUGGGAUGCUACUACAGUAUCCUUGAAUGAUGGGGACGACGAUAUGGAUGAUCAGUUGGAUUUACCUGGUCGCCAAGGAUGUGGGAUCCCGUGUUAUUGGUCUAGGAGGUCGACACCGAAGUACAAAGGUGGAUCUAGUAGCUGUUUCUCACCUUCUCUUUCAGAUACUUUGAGGCGGACAGGAAGCUCUAUUUUGUGUGGAAGCCACAGAAUGUACAAGAGAAGCCGCCGUGGGUCAUCGCUUGGGUAUAACAAGAGGAAACUUAGUUCAAGGGCCGCUGCUCAAGGGCUUAUUCCGUUGUUAAAGAAUAGGGGUGAUGGCCGGAUAGGGUCGUCCAUUGGAACUGGCAAUAGUGAUGAUGAGCUUUCAACAAACUAUGGGGAGCUCGAUUUGGAGGCCUUGAGUCGGCUAGAUGGAAAGCGGUGGUCUACAAGUUGCAGGAGCCAAGAUGGAUUAGAAUUUGCUCCCAUGCCAGGAGAAGAAGAAGGAUCCCCAGAUAACCUAAGAAGUCUAAGCCAUAAAUACAGGCCAAUGUUUUUCGAAGAAUUGAUUGGUCAGAAUAUUGUGGUUCAGUCCCUCAUGAAUGCAAUUUCAAAAAAAAGAAUUGCACCCAUUUAUCUUUUUCAAGGUCCUCGGGGAACUGGGAAGACUUCAACUGCUAGAGUGCUUGCAGCAGCUUUGAAUUGCCUUGCCUCUGAUGAAACCAGACCUUGUGGAGUUUGCAGAGAAUGUAAUGAAUUUGUUUCUGGAAAUAGCAAGGAUACCAUAGAAGUUGAUGGUGCUAAUAAGAAAGGUAUUGAUAGCAUAAGGUACCUUUUGAAAGGCCUUUUGGCGGGUUCCUUAUCUGUCUCUUCGAGCUACAAGGUGUUUGUCAUUAAUGAGUGCCAUUUGUUGCCUAAAAAGACAUGGUUGGCAUUGCUUAAGUUCCUUGAAGAGCCACCUCAAAAUGUUGUUCUUAUCCUGAUAACAACUGAUCUUGAUAACGUGCCACGUACGGUUUUGUCGCGGUGCCAGAAAUACAUGUUCAACAAGAUUAGGGAUGUUGACAUCUUGGCGAGAUUGACAAAGAUUGCUGAUGAGGAAAAUUUAGAUGUUGAAUCUGAUGCUCUAGAUUUGAUCGCAAUGAAUGCAGAUGGUUCGCUUCGUGAUGCAGAAACGAUGCUAGACCAAUUGAGUUUAUUGGGGAAAAGGAUAACUACUUCUCUAGUAAAUGAGCUUGUUGGGGUUAUCUCUGAUGAGAAAUUAUUGGAACUUUUGGAGCUAGCAAUGUCAUCUGACACUGCAGAAACUGUGAGGAGAGCUAGAGAAUUGAUGGAUUCUGGAGUUGAUCCAAUAGUUUUAAUGUCCCAAAUGGCCACUAUAAUAAUGGAUAUCAUUGCUGGAACUUAUCCCUUUGCUGAUGCUAGAUAUAACAGUUCGUUCUUCAAUGGGAGAAGCUUGACUGAAGCGGAGCUAGGUAGAUUGAAGCGUGCCUUGAAACUUCUUUCUGAAGCUGAAAAACAAUUAAGGGUUACAAGUGAACGGUCAACAUGGUUUACGGCGACAUUGUUACAGCUUGGAUCUAUGUCCUCACCUGAUCGAACACAUUCUGGAAGCAGUAGAAGACAGAGCUCCAGGGCUACAGAAGAUGAUCCUUCCAGUACAUUGAGAGAUAGUGCUGAAAAUCAUAAGCUUUCUGCCCAGUUUGCACUUCGGAUGUCGGGCUCCCCCACAUCUUUCAGAAAGGCUGCAAACCGAAAAUCAAACAGUAAAGAAGUUUCAUCUUCUUUGACUAAUGUUGGCUCUGGGCCAAGUCCUGGUCAGCACCGAAUUACAAAAGAAGAUGUUUCAUCCGAUGAUGCUCUUUCAGGGAAGAGCACAUCUCGGCGCAUGGCAUCUGACGUAUUGGAUGAUAUCUGGUUAAAGUGCGUUGAAAAGUGCCAUUCUAAGACUCUCAGACAACUGCUUCUUGAUUAUGGGAAGCUUGUUUCCAUAUCUGAAGCGGAAGGCUAUUUUGUUGGUUACAUUGCAUUUGGUGAUAGUGAUAUAAAAACCAGAGCAGAAAGGUUUCACAGCAGCAUCACGAACUCCUUUGAAACUGUUUUGAGGAGCAUUGUGGAGGUUAGGAUUAUUCUUUUGCCCGAUGGUGAUGUCCCUGCAAGCAAAGUAAACCCAGAUACUGAAAAGCCGGUGAACGCAACAAAUUUGUUGAAAAUGGAAGACACAGAAAUUUUAUCCAAUGCAACAGGUGAUCACUCUAAUCUCGAUGCAUAUCAGGAGUCCAUAAAAAUAUCAAGAGGAAGCUUCAAUGAUUCGGACGACAAGUUGGCUGGAAAUUAUGAGCCUUCUGCUGCAAAUGGUAAGCAGAGUUCUGCUAGAGAAGGAAAGCCAGAAGUUCCGGUGCAUAGGAUAGAGUCCAUUAUCCGUGAGCAAAGGUUAGAAACUGCCUGGUUACAGGCUAUGGAAAAAGGAACUCCUGGAUCAACAAGUCGUGUGAGGCCUGAGAAAAAUCAAGUCCUACCACAAGAAGGAAUUUAUCAACAUGUUCAAUUGGACUCUACAAAUUCAGCUAAUGUGUCUUCUAAGGAGUGGGAAGAUGAAUUAAGCCGAGACAUAAAGAACUUGAAGAUUGAUGAUGGAAAGACUCUCAAAAAGGAUCAGAUUAGUAAAAGGGUUGAUCGGUUUCCCAUGUCCCCUAGCUUGUUGCAUGACAACUUGGCUGGCAAUUACAGCAAAGAGAACUUGGGCUAUGAAUCUGGACCAGCUGGUGGUUGCAGCGGGCUCUUUUGUUGGAAUAGCACCAAACCCCAAAGAAGGGCUAAGCUUCAACAAGGAACUCCUGUGCGUUCAAGAAAGGGUCCAGGCAAUUUUUAUGGAACAAUAAAAAAUGGUGAAAAGAGGUUAGAUGAAUAUUUCUCAUACUUGGAUGUUCUUUCCAAUCCAUCAAAGCUAUUAUCUUAUGCGAUUUUCUUUGCUGGGAUUGUUAAGAUUAACAGGAAAAAUGUCAAACCCAUUAUCAAACAGUUCAAUAUGAAGAUUUCUGCUCCUAAAAAUAAAAUAAAAAUUGUCUUUGUUGCAAGUAUGAAGCCUAAACCCAAAGGGGCAAAGGGUUCCAAUAUCUAA